Molecule: messenger RNA, 2232 nt
Organism: Dioscorea cayenensis subsp. rotundata (Guinea yam)
Lineage: Eukaryota; Viridiplantae; Streptophyta; Magnoliopsida; Dioscoreales; Dioscoreaceae
Product: AP-5 complex subunit mu
Exons: 9
Coding region: 9-1889 (626 amino acids)
Biological process (GO): endosomal transport
Cellular component (GO): AP-type membrane coat adaptor complex; cytosol; lysosome
Source: RefSeq, a predicted model, not a curated record
AAGAAGCGAUGUCAGGAUGCAGCAUCAGAGCGCUGUGGAUCAUCAGCCCUCAAGACACCGUCGUCUUUUCACGGAGAUUCCCUGUUGUUGAGAAGCGUUGGCGUGUUGCUUGCGACCGUGAGCUCGCCGGGCACUCCCCUCUUCAUUCUCUUCCCAGCGAUCCCGAGCUUGCCUCUGCCUUCGCUGAGAGGAAGAGAAGGGAAGGGUCGGCGCGUGGUUUUGGUAUUCGUGUUGCUCAGUUGUCCCGUGUGUCGGAUUCUUGGAUUGUUGAUCCGAUUAGUCGGCACAUUGUGGGUCUUCGUGUUCUGAAAGAAGAGGAAGAGGAAGAGGAGUUUUUGUUAUGGCCUUUGGUUUUGCAUGUCAAAGGGAGUUAUUGCAUUCUUGCUCUGCCUUUGGUUGAGCCUCGACAAUUCAAAGAAUAUGAAAGCAAGAGUGGGAGACCCGGGUGCGGGGAUUCCGAUGGAGAGGAAGAUAGCUUGUCUUCUCUUUUGCUUAGCCUUCCAUGUAUAACAGGGGCAUUUGCGGUGGCACACGCUGUGGGAGACAUAAUUACUGGAGAUACGGUAGAGCCAGAGGUGGUUGCUGGUUCAACUCCUUCUGUGGGAGGAUUGUUGGAUUCUCUGACUGGCAGCAUAGGCAUUUCAGGUAUUGCUGCCAGGGCAAAACCUGUUGCAGCACCAGUUGUUGCUUCUACUGCAUCAGGUGCUUCUACUAUAGGUGCUAUUAUAUCAGACACGCCCAAAAGCACCACCAGGCCAAUUGAUAAAGAUGCUUUGCGGACAUUUAUAAGUAGUGCCAUGCCCUUUGGGACACCCCUUGACCUCAAUUUUUCCAAUAUCUCAGCUAUAAAGACUACAGGGUUUUCUGCUUUGGAUGCGCCACCUACUGAUCUCAAACAACCUGGAUGGAAGCCAUAUUUAUACAAAGGAAAGCAAAGAGUAUUGUUCACAAUUCAUGAGACAAUCUAUGCGUCAAUGUAUGACAGGGAUGAAAUUCCUGAUGUAAUAUCAAUUUCAGGUCAAGUUAAUUGCAGAGCAGAACUGGAAGGGUUGCCUGAUGUGUCCCUACCACUUACUGGGCUGAGUUCUGUUCGUGUUGAAGUUUUAUCAUUCCAUCCUUGUGUCCAAGUGUCUGAGCAAGGCAUAGAUAAACAGGCUAUGAUGUUUUCUCCACCACUAGGAAAUUUUACUUUAAUGCGUUACCAGGCCUUUUCAGGCCUUGAUCCUCCGGUGAAAGGUUUCUAUCAGCUAUCGAUGGUCUCAGAAGAUGAAGGUGCAUUUCUGUUCAAAUUACGUUUGAUGGAAGGUUACAAGGCUCCUUUGUCCAUGGAAUUUUGUACUGUGACGAUGCCUUUUCCUCGGAGGCGGGUUUCAUCCUUUGAUGGGAACCCUUCAACUGGAACAGUGUCAAUGACCGAACAUUCUGUUGAAUGGAAAAUAAUUACAGCUGGACGAGGCAUUUCUGGAAAGAGUGUUGAGGCAAUUUUUUCAGGAACUAUUAGAUUUUUUCCUUGGACAAGUCAAAGAGUAUCUUCAAUGUCCAGGUCAGUUGCACCAAGUGCAGUUGAAGAAGAUAGUGAUAUUGAGCAAGAAGGUUCAAACAAUAUUGUCAACAUUGAUGAAUACUUAAUGGAAAAAAUGAACAAAGACCUGCAAGCAGUGGAUUUGGAAGAACCAUUUUGUUGGCAAGCGUAUAAUUAUGCAAAAGUGUCAUUCAAGAUUGUUGGGGGAACGUUAUCAGGAAUGUCAAUUGAUCCAAAAUCUGUAAGCAUUUAUCCAGCUGUUAAAGCUCCAGUGGAGUACUCAAUGCAGGCUUUAUCCGGAGAUUAUCUAUUAUGGAAUACUUUGGGAACAUGCCCUUUUGCUAAGUCACCCGAGCUUAAGCAAUAAUACAAACCUUUUCAUCCAUGGCCGCACAAGAUUUUUGUCGCAGCUGAAUGGCACUUUUUGAUUGAAGACUGAAUGAUAGAUCGGCAGAAAAUACCUUUCUAUCCUUCAUACUGUCUCUAUGUUUUGUGGCGGAUAAUUUGCAUCAGGAUUUUCUGACAGAUUCGAAGAAGUUAGCUAGCAUGAAUGCUUUGUAAUCAAUCCUACUAAAACCAUUGUUUUUUUUUUCUCUUGCUUAGUAUGAAGCUGGAUAUGGAUAUCAGUUUAAGAGGUUUAAUGUAUGAUGAUCAUGAUUUCUCAUUUCCAUGAGUCAAUAAAUCCAUGGCAAUUUUCCAUGAAUUUUAUC